UUUUAUUCUCGUUACCAAAAGAAAACGUUCAGAAAGGCGUUUCACAGAGAAGAGAACAAGAGAAACUCUUGUAUAAGAAAAAUUAUCGCAGAAGACUCGGAAAAUCGCAUGAUACCGUGGCAAAGCUGCACUUCCGGAUCUCUCUCUUGUGAUUGGUCGCAGGGCUCGUCGUCUCCAGGGGAGCAGAGAAGUUCCGAGUCUCGUCCACUGAAUCCUCUUUUGUCAUAUACCACUCCGUUUUUUUUGAAAAAAAGGGAACGGGCUUCGAUUUGUAGUUGAUAUCUAGUUCUAGAGCUCGGGCUUGCGAGGUUCCUUGCUCUGGAUGUUGGAAGAGAAUUUGUGGUAUAGAGACGUAACCAAAUGGCUGCCUUGGUCCCUGGUGCUCUCCUCAAGCUCCUUCAGCAUAUGAACACAGAUGUCAAAGUUGCUGGUGAGCAUCGUUCGGUACUCCUCCAAGUUGUCAGCAUUGUUCCUGCUCUUGCUGGUGGUGAGCUCUACCCCAAUCAGGGCUUCUACCUCAAGGUCUCUGAUUCAUCCCAUGCGACCUAUGUUUCCUUGCCUGAUGAGCAAGAUGACCUCAUCUUGAGUGAUAAGAUCCAACUGGGCCAAUUCAUCCAUGUUGAACGCCUUGAGGCAGCCUCCCCUGUACCUAUUCUGAGGGGUGUGAAGCCAGUCCCUGGUCGCCAUCCGUGUGUUGGCAGCCCUGAAGAUCUUGUGGCCGCUCGUUCCUUGGCAUUCCUCAAUGCCGAGAAACCGCAGGCAUCCAAUGGCUCUAAAGAUAAUAUUAGCACACCAUUAGAAAAACAGAGAAGCAAACUCAGGAAAUCGGUAGCAACUACUAAAGUUGAUGAGGUGGAAAAGAAGGCAUUGCUCGGUAGGUCAUACUCUUCGCUUUCAAAACCAUCAGUAAGCAGUGUAUUGGAGAAGAAGGAGGCUAUCCAUAUAAGAUCCAGAUCGCUGAGUUCAAAGUCAAUCCCUUCAUCUCCGACAAGCAUUUAUUCAUUACCCACAUCAUUUGAGAAGUUCUCCAAGGGAGUUAAGCAGCAGACAAAAGUUAAAGUGCCAGAGAGACCAGCGCCUACUCCUACAAAGUUGGGCUUAUUGGAGAGGGCAGCUUCUGCUUUGAAGGCAACCGCGGCUAAGAAGAAGCCAUCUGCGGGAAAUUUGAUUCCAGGGGUUGAAUCAGGGCCUAAGGUUUUGAGAAGGAGCUGGGAAGGGAAUGUGGAGCUGAAAGGGAGGGAUAAUUAUAAUCCAAGGGCAGCAAAGAGCGAGACUAAACCUGAAGCCCGAAGCACUUCUGUUCCUCGAAGAAAACCAACCACAAAUGAAAAGUUGCUACCUAAAGAGGACAACAAGGUGCAAACUCCUGCAAGGAAAAGCAAUGCAAGUGCCACUUUGGAAGAUCCUGAUAAAUUAAAUAAACAACCGGCUCCUGUGACAAGGAGGACAUCAGAGGCCACUCACAAUACAUCCUUUGGCAAUCUAGUCAAGGUUGUUUCCAGUAGCAGAAAAUGGACUGAUGGCAGUGUUUCCUGGGCAUCACUUCCAUCUUCUCUAGCAAAACUUGGAAAGGAAGUCUUGAAGUAUAGAGAUGCAGCACAACAAGCUGCCAUUGAGGCCAUGCAAGAAGCUGCUUCUGCCGAGACCUUGAUUCGGUGCCUUAGUAUGUAUGCGGAGUUGACAUCCUCUGCGGAGGAGAAUAACCCUCAGCCUGCGGUGGAGCAGUUCCUGAACCUCUACGCCACCCUCACCCACGCCGGUCUCAUCUCCGACGCCCUCUCCAAAGCCUCCCCCGCCACGGUAGCCUCACCGGACAUGUCCGCGGGAGGUGACCCGAUCCAGGAAGAAGCCCUCCGGGUCUCCUCCGAGACCCGCAAGCUCGCCGCUUCCUGGGUCCACGCCGCCCUCGCCACCGACCUCUCCCCCUUUACCCUCUACCGCCCUAAAUCCCCCUCGAUGAAGCCCGCGGCGGCGCUCGUCCUUGAGUCCCCGGCCAGAUCCACCGCGGCCUUGAAGCCUGCCGCCUCCCCGAUCAAGCCCCGUCCGUCAUCGGUGGCGACGGUCUCUUCCAAUUCUUCGGUCACGGCGGCGAUCCGGAGGCCGCGGGGGGCGGCGGUACCGCUGCCGCCGCCGCCGCAGCCGCCGCGGGAGUUGGCCCGGGGAGAAGGGCUGGAGGAGGGGGCGGAGCUGGCGCGGGAGCUGAGGGAAUCCUCGAGGACGUGGUUCUUAGGGUUCGUGGAGCGGUUCUUGGACGCCGACGUGGCGGCCUCCGGGCCGUGGGAUCGGGCUCUGGUGGCAGGGAUGCUGUCUCAGCUCAAGAAGGUGAACGAUUGGCUGGACGGCGUCGGGCAGAGGGGAGUGGAGGAGGGGGACGACGGAGGCGGCGACGAAGACGGCGUACCGCCGGAGACGAUCGAGCGGCUCAGGAAGAAGAUCUAUGAGUACCUCCUCACCCACGUGGAGUCGGCCGCCGUCGCUCUUGGCGGCGGAGGAGAACGGCCUGGGCGGAGAGGAUGAUGGAGGCUCAUCAGGGGGUUGAGCACGAAUCACGAGACGGAGGAUGAAGUGGAGAUCGGACUGUAGGAUUUGUUUGUGAUUUUUCAACCCGGGUUGAUUAACUCCAUUCAGACGGCUUGAAGAUAAUUAUUUUGGUAGGCGGAAACCAGCGGACAAGCAUUGAAAGUGUAUAUAGAUGAUGUAUUUUUUAGGAGAGUUAAUUGUGAUUUGUGUGCUGCAAGAUGUAUCUUAAUCUCUCUUCAUCGCAAACAUGGUUAAUCUUUGUCUUGCAAAAGUUGAAUUAUGUUUAACAUUUAUUUUUGUUUUGAAAGGUGGAAAAGUGUCUAAUAUCUAUUACUCGAUGCUAGAUUGAAGCAAUUUUGUCAA
Phoenix dactylifera (date palm) is the source of this 2883-nucleotide messenger RNA. RefSeq names its product protein CORTICAL MICROTUBULE DISORDERING 2-like. The record is from RefSeq and is a predicted model, not a curated record. Lineage: Eukaryota; Viridiplantae; Streptophyta; Magnoliopsida; Arecales; Arecaceae.